UCCAUUCAUUCAUGCGAUCUGCUGCUGCUGCGGGUCAGGAUUUACAAGUGAGUGAGUGAGGAGGACAGUGAUGAGAGCAGAGGGUGAUGUUAGGGAUGGACAGGUGACAGGAUCUGACCUCAUACACAGUGGGGUAUAUAAAGCCAGGGUAGGAACAGAGAGGGGUAUUAAAGCUCAGGGCUUCUGGUCGAUCAGUAGACUGCUCAUCUCCAGCUGAAGCGAUGCUGUGGAAACUGUCACUGUCCUGUGCUCUCCUCCUCACAGUGCUGGAGCCUCUUCUAGGACACCCCAUCGCACACUCGGCCGACAUCAUGUCCUACACGGGGCCUGUGCUGGUAGAGGAGGAUCAGCUGGUCAGCCCAGAGGAACUGUCCUAUUCUGACCAGGCACAUCUGUCCCAGGCCGUCCCCUAUCCAGCCCUCCUCACAGGAGACAUCGACAGAGAAGGUCUCAGAGCAGCCAGCUUUGUCCCCAGCCAAGCAGUGAAAGAGAUCCUGCUGGAGAAACCUUUGCUGAACCCACUGAGCCAUUUCCUGGGUGGCAGGAAGCAGUACCAGAAGAGAGGAGGAAACACAGACUGCUUCUGGAAGUACUGCGUCUGAAAAGAACACACACACACAAACACACACACGGCCUGUCGUACACUUGACACAACAUGAUAUGAGAAAAUGCUAGACUUAUCAAAGGAUCCAGAUGUUCAUACAUUUCUUUUCUACUCUGGUGUUUACACUGGUUUAUCUGACAUAAGUAUGAAAAGUUAUAAAUUGUAUGAAAAACUAUUUAUUGAAUGUGAAUAAAGAAUAAAGUUCUAUGUUUAAAAACUA
Molecule: messenger RNA, 824 nt
Organism: Astyanax mexicanus (Mexican tetra)
Lineage: Eukaryota; Metazoa; Chordata; Actinopteri; Characiformes; Acestrorhamphidae
Gene: uts2b
Product: urotensin 2, beta
Exons: 4
Coding region: 222-602 (126 amino acids)
Biological process (GO): blood vessel diameter maintenance; regulation of blood pressure
Cellular component (GO): extracellular region
Molecular function (GO): hormone activity
Source: RefSeq, a predicted model, not a curated record